Messenger RNA from Saprolegnia diclina VS20, 432 nucleotides. RefSeq lists its product as hypothetical. NCBI's taxonomy places the organism in Eukaryota, Oomycota, Saprolegniomycetes, Saprolegniales, Saprolegniaceae. The transcript has 3 exons. The record is from RefSeq and is a predicted model, not a curated record. The coding region runs from base 29 to 400 and encodes 123 amino acids.
CUAUUGUCAGCGAAAGGUUGCGGCCAAAAUGAAGAUCGUUGCCUUUGUCGUUGCCAUCGUCGCGGGGGCGUCCGCCAUUGCCUCGCACAGCGGCGCCUUUACGCUUGCGCGGACGGCGUGCGACGCUAAAGACUGUCCGCAUGGCGGCUGCUACUUUCAAGACUGCGCAACCAGCGUCUCGUGCACCGGUGGCGUCUGUGAUUUUCGGAACUGCGUGGCGCCGAUUUGCCAAGGCGGCCGCUGUGGCUUUCUCGGGUCGACGGGGGCGACCUGCCCGGGCGGCAGCUGCGCCUUUCUGGACGUCGCCGAAGCCUUGACCGAUGGCUACUGCACUGGCGGUAGCUGCACGCUCGAUAAUAAGGCCCACCCGACAUCGUUCUCGUCGUCACUGAGCAUGUAGCUAAUGCCAAGAAUGCCCACAUGUACCAUCCA